UGGGGUUUUCACACAUUCGAAGCGGAAGUCAGUAAUCUUGGAGCACGCGGUAACUGCUUAAAGCGUAUCAUUCCAGAAUAAGGUGAGCCAUGCCUUCGGUUCCGUCCGGCAAAGUGACCAGUGGUCUGGCGCCUGCCUGUCCACAUGAGACUCAGGCGGACCAGGACAUCAGUAAUGAGGACGGCGACAGGAAGGUCGAAGUCGAGCCGGUCCAGCUAAACGGGCAGGAGAGCAGUAGUGACAGGAAGUGGAUUCGCCCGGACCUGCCCAGCAGGUGCACCUGGAGGCUGGGCGCGUCGCCCUCAGAGUCCCCGCACACCCAUCCCGAAAGGGAGAAAGCCCAGAGGAUCCUCCCCAAUGUUCUGAAGAGGAUUGGGGACACCCCCCUGGUCCGGAUCAACAAGAUCCCCAAGGCCUUUGGACUCAAGUGCGAGUUGUUGGCUAAGUGUGAGUUCUUCAAUGCGGGGGGCAGUGUGAAGGACCGGAUCAGCCUGCGCAUGGUGGAGGAUGCAGAGAGAGCCGGCAUCCUCAAACCCGGGGACACCCUCAUUGAGCCCACGUCCGGCAACACGGGUAUUGGUCUGGCGCUGGCGGCUGCAGUGAAAGGCUACCGCUGCAUCAUCGUCAUGCCGGAGAAGAUGAGCAUGGAGAAGGUGGAUGUUCUGAGGGCUCUCGGGGCAGAGAUUGUCCGGACCCCAACCAGUGCCCGAUUCGACUCCCCCGAGUCCCACGUGGGCGUGGCCUGGAGGCUGAAGAACGAGAUACCCAACUCGCACAUUCUGGACCAGUACCGCAAUCCCAGCAACCCUCUAGCCCACUACGACACCACGGCCGAGGAGAUCCUGGAGCAGUGCGAUGGUAAAGUGGACAUGCUGGUGGCCGGAGCUGGCACAGGCGGCACCAUCAGUGGCAUCGCCCGCAAACUCAAGGAGAGGUGCCCCAACGUCAAGAUCAUCGGAGUGGACCCUGAGGGCUCGAUUCUUGCAGAACCUGAGGAGCUGAAUAAGACUGAUAAAAGCCAGUAUGAAGUUGAGGGCAUUGGAUACGACUUCAUCCCAACUGUGCUGGAUAGAUCUGUUGUGGACAGGUGGUGCAAGUCCAGCGAUGAGGAGUCCUUCGCCAUGGCACGCAUGCUGAUCAAAGAGGAGGGUCUCCUGUGCGGCGGCAGCUCGGGCACGGCCAUGGCGGUGGCAGUGAAGGUGGCCAAGGAGCUGAAGGAAGGCCAGCGCUGCGUGGUCAUCCUGCCCGACUCCAUCCGUAACUACAUGUCCAAGUUCCUGAGUGAUAAGUGGAUGUUCCAGAAGGGCUUCCUGAGGGAGGAGGACAUCAUGGUGUCCAAGCCCUGGUGGUGGAACCUGAAGCUGCAGAGCUUGAACAUGUCAGCCCCCCUCACCGUACUCCCCACUGUCACCUGCCAGAAAACCAUCCGGAUCCUGAAGGAGAAGGCCUUCGACCAGGCACCUGUGGUCGACGAGUCUGGGCUGAUUCUGGGUAUGGUGACUCUCGGGAACAUGCUGUCGUCUGUUCUGGCUGGCAAAGUGAGACCCUCUGACCCUGUAAGCAAGGUCCUGUACAAGCAGUUCAAGCAGAUUCGCCUCACUGACAACCUGGGAAAGCUGUCCCGUAUCCUGGAGAUUGAUCACUUUGCCCUGGUUGUGCAUGAGCAGAUUCAGUACAUGGAGGAUGGCUCCCCCUGCCUGAGGCAGAUGGUUUUUGGGGUGGUGACGGCCAUGGACCUGCUCAACUUUGUCACUGCAAAGGAGAAGAGAGAGCUCUAACUGAUUCCUGUGUUUGAGAGCUCUGAGACAGGCAGGAAUUUGAUGUAGCUCAGAUGCACCCUGAGUUAUCAGCUGUGAUAUCACAAUGAAGGUAGACAUCUGUGGGACUGCAAUUGGUGGAAAGACCAUUUUGUUUUUUCUCUUGUUUUAGUUUGCCUUAGUUCCAUGAUGACAGAGAUCCUCCUUUGGAAUCAGUUGUGAAAGGUACUUGAUGGUAACAAGAUGUCCAGCUACCAUCAUACAUUUGAUUAGUAGAACUAGGGUUAAAUUUGGGUCUCCUCAACCCCUCAGGAACCUGGAAUGGCAAGGGGGUUGUUAGUAAUGAGUAGGUACUUGCUGGGUCAAUAUUCAUGAUAUAACGAAUAUCACAUGUGCUUUCUUUCUUAAAUCAAACCUGCAUAGAAUUUUAAAAAAACAUCAUAUACAUGUAAAAAUGGUCUUAUCACACAGUGAAUAUCUUCUAGCCACUAUAUUACGUUUUAGCUAGCUAAAUAGUGAAAACAUCAAUCUAAACAGAAUGUUUUUCAUGCCAAGUAUUUGACUUGGAUUCAACCUGAAGCUCAUUAAAUGUUCAUCAUCUUCGGAAAUGCAUAUAGAAAAAAACAGUGUAGCCUAGCUUUCUAGUUGCCUAAAUAACAGCAAUUCGCUAGAUGCAAAUGUUUGCUGAUAGUUAGUUUUUGUAUUUAUCAUGGUGCUGUUUUGUACAUAUUCACUCACCAAAAAAUUUCAGAGAGAAGAGUGACAUCUGUCUUGUGAGCCCGUUAUGUACUUCUCAACAGUUGAUAGUACACAAACACUGUUAUGUGAACAUGUUGACUUUCCUUACUCUUCAGUAUCACUGCUCUCUGCCACUUCACUGUUACUUUCACCUACUGUAUUGACUGGCAGUUCAUUUUCAACACAUUUGUAAAUGGAGUCAAUCAGUAACGUUUUAUAAAUUAAAACUUUUGUUUUGAUAUGUAGUGAAUUCCAUUUACUCUGAAAAUUCUUUUUUUAUCCAUCAUAUGCCAUGAAUGAGCAAUCUGGACCACAAUUAUUUCUUCUGUUUCUUUUAAGACUGAUGAAAGACAGGUACAUUUUUUUUUUCCCGGAGAGUAAUUUCUCAAAUUCCUCAUUUUCAUCAUUGAUAUUAUUUGCUGGACUUAAAAAUUAACACUUGGUGCUGUUUGUACUAACUGUUGAACAAUUUUGACAUUGAUCAACCAAGAAUUAAAAAUGUUUAAAUAGUCCCAGCAAGGAAUUAAACAUAAACUCCAUGCUCAUUGAGGAGGAUUCCAUUGGUCUUGGCUGCAAGGUUCCUUUGAUUUUUACCUUACUUGUGAUGAGACUAAUUCAUUUUAUUUAAGUUCAGUUGGCAGAGCAGAGCAGAGUAACUUUGUACACUGAUUUGUUAUUGUUGCAUAACCAUCAUAAUAGGUUGCAUUAAGAUGUUUGUGUGUUGAUUUGUUUAAAUGCUGCCGUCUAACUCUUAUUUAAAUGCUCCUAUGAAUGAGUAAUUGUGAACAAAUGGCUACUAUCACAUAUAACUACAAGCAGAAAGGAAUAAUUGCAGGCUUUUACAGAAGACAAAAGUAUAGUUAAGUCACUUUUGGCCCUGUAGAUGGCGCUGUGUUGUAGCUUUCUGGGGGCUGAGUUAUCAGACUAAUGAGAGGAAGUUUUAUCUGGUGCCUUAGUUCUGGUUCAGCACUACCUAGUAACUUCACAAGACAGUGGAUGCCGUGCUCUAGGCCAUGACUUAUUUGAUCAAAGUGCUACCCUCUGAAAUUCCUGUUUACAAUCCUGUCUUAUGCACAUCCAAGUGAUUUUAAAACUGCUUUACUGUGAUGCAGUAUUUCCAUGGAGAUCUAGCUGCUUUUUCUGUUUAAAGUCUAAUGAGGGCACUUUAUCUGAAAUUUGAGCUAUUGCCAUAGCACUGCUUGGAACACUGUUUUUGUUGUCAUUAUUGUUUUUAUUGACUUUAUUAAAAUAUUUGUUUUGUGUAUGAUAAAUUAAGAUGUCACAACUGUGGAGUACAACAUUGCAAAGAUGUGUGCCUGUGCAAAAACACAUCCCACCCAUUCUGUCAAAAUCUUGUCUCUAGUGGGAUCCAACUAUCUUUGAAUUUAGUUCUGCUUGUUGUUUUUCGGCUCUGUUGAAAUGACUGGCUAACGCAAUCAAAUAAAGGUUGGGUCUUUGAAGUGUUUGAAGCGCGUGAACUGGAGUUUGUUGACCUGACCGUUGUACCUCUGAUGUGCAUGUGCUUGUGAAUUGUGUUGUGUUUUUUGUGUGUGUUUGAUUCACUAAGUUCCCCGGUUCAAAUGGCAUUCGCUUAUUGGACCAGCUCCAACAGCACUAUGCAUUAAAAGUAAUAUGUUUACCAAAUCAUGACUGAGUCCUCAGUCUUGCCACCAUCCCUCUGCCAUUACUACUAUCACUUGGUAAUCUGAAUGUUACUGGAAUACGUAUUCAUUAGGUUGGCAGAUACUGUUCUACAGGUCAGGCCUUUAGUCGAUUGAAGUCGUUGUGUGCUGUUCCUCCUUUCAAACCAUUGAUAUUUGUAAAUAUCAGAGAAGUAUGCACUAUAGAUUUUUCCAUGUGUCAAUACCACCCACCUGUUGCUCUUCAACUG
Messenger RNA from Megalops cyprinoides (Indo-Pacific tarpon), 4386 nucleotides. Its product is annotated as cystathionine beta-synthase-like. Gene Ontology annotation, molecular function: cystathionine beta-synthase activity; cysteine synthase activity. Gene Ontology annotation, cellular component: cytoplasm. The transcript is spliced from 15 exons. The record is from RefSeq and is a predicted model, not a curated record. Lineage: Eukaryota; Metazoa; Chordata; Actinopteri; Elopiformes; Megalopidae. The coding region runs from base 90 to 1778 and encodes 562 amino acids.